Molecule: messenger RNA, 1946 nt
Organism: Poecilia latipinna (sailfin molly)
Lineage: Eukaryota; Metazoa; Chordata; Actinopteri; Cyprinodontiformes; Poeciliidae
Gene: tmem231
Product: transmembrane protein 231
Exons: 7
Coding region: 227-1156 (309 amino acids)
Biological process (GO): regulation of protein localization; cilium assembly
Cellular component (GO): ciliary membrane; ciliary transition zone
Source: RefSeq, a predicted model, not a curated record
CUAGACAUGGCGCGGUGGCUGCUAAUACGCUAGAAGAAAGCUAGCGCCGCUAGCAUCUGUAGACGCCACAUUUUGUCAAUAUUACGCACGUAAAGUCCACUUUGGAGACAGCUAGAUGGACGUUACCUAACAGGAGCAAUAUGUUAUUCACCUCAAUUUGUUUUGUGUGAAUGUUUGCUCACUUUAGAUCACUCGGUUAGCAUCUUCGCUAGCUUUAGCAUCACCGAUGGCUUUCUAUGAAGUGUACUCUCAUCCGGCUCUGGUCCGGUACCGAACCAGCGUUUGUACAAAGGCCACCCUGUUCCUGGUGGUUGUUCUGUGCCUCACAUACAUCGCGCCUCUGCUGGUCGCUUACAGAAGCCAAGGUUUCUGGAUUAAGAGAAAAACUUAUGAAGAACAGCCAGUGGUGAGAUUCCAGUACCAAACCCUGCUGUUCGCAGCCACCAGUUUACAGGGAGACUACGUUGCCUGGAGCACGUUUCCUCAUCUCAACAACAUGCUUGGGACCAACCUAAGGAUUCCCGCCGUCUCUGUGAGAGAAGAAGACCAGAACCAAGAUGGGAAGUUGGACCUCUUGACAUUUCAGCUGCAUCUUCCUCUGAAGUCUGAUGAGCAUGUAUACAGUAUUCAGCUGCUGCUCACCUUCAGCUACCAGCUUUUUCGGAAGUCCACUGUAGUGAUGCAGAGCCUUGCGUUUGUGCAGCACUCGUCUCCUGUGCCCGGAGCGAAGAUGUUCAUCAGUGGAGACCUGAGGCUGCAGCAGAGGAUUCCCCUGCCUCACCGGGGGCUCCACAAUACUUACAACGUCUCAGUGAUCGACGGCGCCAGCCUUUUUGCAAGUUCAUACGACCUGAUCAACAUCAUGAGGCGCUACCAGGAGAGAAACUUGUCGACGGUGCUGUCCGGUCCAGUGCUCGUCUGGACCGUGGGUCGAGCUGAUGGCUCCCCCUUUGAGCUGAAUGCUGAAAUCCGUUAUCCCUUGGAGAUCAUCAGCUACCGACCCGGCUUUUGGGAAACUGUCAAGUUUGCCUGGAUCCAGUAUGUCAGCGUCCUCCUGAUCUUCAUUUGGGUCUUUGAACGCAUCCAGAGAUUCGUUUUCCAGAACCAGGUCAUCAGAACCGUACCCAUACCUGUGGGAAAACCUCACUUUUCCUGAUACAGGGGGUAAUAUGUUUUCUAUAUGUGUAGACUAUCUGAAAUCAGCACAUUUUCUCAAAUAGCUCCAUAUUUUUGAUAUUGUUUUUUUUUUCACUUCAUAAUCUAACUAAAUGUUAAAUGAGAGAGUUGAUCCAUUCAGGACUUUUUAUAGCACUGUCACAAGAACACACACACAAAUAAAGAAGUUUUUCAGUAGUGAGAAUGUAGCGAGACCAGAACUGAAAAGAGGAAUUGAUUUUACAUACUUGUGCUUCUCAAACUGCUCUUUCUGGGCAACACUGCUCCGAUAUCACACACUUUUAUGACUUUUAUACAAGAAGAAAGUAACACAUUUAAAGUACACAUUUCCCUGCACGGUUUAAUUUAUUACUACAUCUGUGAGGUCAGUGUAAACAUCCUGAAAGGCUUUUUUCCCGUAACAGCAAUGUACGACACAGAUGACGCCCACUGAAUAUCCCUUAGAUUCAAUUCAGAAUCUAAAACUUAUGGACUCACCGCAGGACAGAAAGUUGUUUCUGUUUGUGCUGAUUGAGCACAGAGCUGAUUAGACUUUUCUUUGUAAAGGAAAACUUACAAAGAAAGCACGUGUUGUCUUAGAGUUUUAUAGUUUUUCUGUGUAGUAAACCUAACAAACCUUUUUCCUAGAAGAUAAUUAUUCUUCUUUUUCUGCUGUUUUAUAGCGUUUGAAGUGUAGGGAUUUUGUGAAUUGUCUAUAUUUUUGCAACUUGAAUGUUACACGUUUUUAAACAGUUUGUGACAUAAAUAAAAUAAAUUAUUUUGUACAGUAU